Molecule: messenger RNA, 1191 nt
Organism: Aphanomyces astaci
Lineage: Eukaryota; Oomycota; Saprolegniomycetes; Saprolegniales; Verrucalvaceae
Exons: 3
Coding region: 273-962 (229 amino acids)
Source: RefSeq, a predicted model, not a curated record
AUCAAAUCCAGAAACCAUCGAGCCAUUGCGCGCGCGCAGUGUCGGUGGCAUGUCCAAGGCGGAUAAGGGGAAGGUCGAGAAGAAGGGCCGGUUCACGAUCAUCGACCUCCCGUCCGACGAACCAAGCCCGCUGUCGUCCUUCCGCACCGGUGUGUUGCCUAUGAGUCCGCUCCGGGGUACCUCUUCAGGCGGCAACAGAAGCUUCCGACACAUUGACGACGACGAGGAAGAUAUAGUGGCGCCGGAACUUCCAAGAAAGACGUACGCUUGCCAUGUCGACUGUGUCAUCACACUUCGUGCGCGAAAAUAGGCGCGUGAAGCAGAAAGGUCGCUUUACGAUUAUUGACUUGGACCCGAACACUCCGUCGCCAGAGCGAGGUCUUCGCAGGGGAUUCCGAGACGACGUGACCAUCAGUGAAGCAACAAGUGACGUAACGCAACCGCCGCCGUCGUCCGUGGAGCCGCAAAGGACUGCGAAUCGUCCCGUAGCCACCGAUGUCGAGGAAGGCAAGAAGCUGCAUCCUCCUCUUCGAGCGCCAUCGCCCCCAUCACCCCCUGCCGUUGAUUUAACAGAUGCACCAAACACAACCAACCCGACCAAUCCUCCCGCCAACGCAUCAACCUCCGCCCCGACCAAAGCUCCAGACUUUAAUAGCACUCAUAACCCUGCGUGCUGCAUGUUUCGAAGUCCACUCAUGCAUCCCCAGGCCCCACCAUGCCCACCGCCAUGCAUGGUCCACUUCGAUCCGUCGUCAUUGUGCUCCCUGCCGUCGCCAGCAUCGUUCGUGGCCGUGCCAGUGCAUCAAUAUCGGGACCACCAAGACAUGUUGGCAGCAUUGCUGCAGCAAAACAAAGACAUGCGCAUGCUCAUCCAAACCCUGCAAGCCCAACAAGGGAGGAUUCUCCAAAUCGCCAAAGGCAUGUCGGUCGAGCCAACGACCCCCGACGAUCCACACCGUUAAAAGGCCAUCAUGUACACAAUAGAAGUCGCUGUAUUGCUCACGAAGUUGCUGUGAAAAGUGCAUUGGGCCAUACUCAUGUGUUUGGCACAGCAGCGUCGACGGAUUCUCCCACGAGCAACUGCAUGCGGGGCGAUGCCGGCGUCGGCAUGUCCAAGGGGUAGUCGUCAUGUAAUCGAACGCGGUGCGAGCCCGACGACACAAUUAAGAUCUACUCAUCGACCAUGUUCAG